Molecule: messenger RNA, 10560 nt
Organism: Betta splendens (Siamese fighting fish)
Lineage: Eukaryota; Metazoa; Chordata; Actinopteri; Anabantiformes; Osphronemidae
Gene: pik3r2
Product: phosphoinositide-3-kinase, regulatory subunit 2 (beta)
Exons: 16
Coding region: 1986-4196 (736 amino acids)
Biological process (GO): insulin receptor signaling pathway; phosphatidylinositol phosphate biosynthetic process
Cellular component (GO): phosphatidylinositol 3-kinase complex
Molecular function (GO): protein binding; 1-phosphatidylinositol-3-kinase regulator activity
Source: RefSeq, a predicted model, not a curated record
GUAACUAUAUAUAUUUUAAAUCCUUCGAAAUCGGUACUCUCGCACACGAAGCUGUGCAGUUGCUGUGCGUUGGCUUACUGAAUGUCAUGGAGGGACAGAGGAUAACGUAGACCAUGGUUCGAAAGCAUGCACUUCUGCAUUCAAAAACGCAAACCGGGGGCUUCGCUUUAAUUUUUUUAUCCCGGCAACUGCAAUGCACAAAACAUUGUCCCUUCAGAAACGUUUGUGGAAUGAUUGCACAACAUCGGGCCUCGCAAGCCAGGCCUGUAGUUAUUUGGAUUUAGACGCUUUGGGAAGUUGCCCCAAAUACCAUAGCAAGUCGUCCAUUACACGAACAAACUUCCAUCUGCCGUCCUGCCUCUCACCCACUCGGCUUCACCCGUCACUGGCAUCCUUUCCUCCCGUCUAGAGAGGUUAACGGGACGAUUGUCCUUGGUUGGUCCACAGACCACAGAUGUCGUAUUUAAUCUCGAGCCCUAAUCUCCCUCUUUUUCUCACUCUCUCCUUCAUCUAUCAGUAGAUUUGCCAUGUUUUGAGUCUUCACUUUGCAGGGUCUUCAUUUUACUGCCCGGAUAAAAUUGCAAAUUCCAGGAAUAAUUUGUGAAUGUGAAUUUUACAAUCCAUUGAUUUCAACCAUUGAUUUUCUAAUCGAUUUUCCUAUAGACUUGGUUUAUUAUUAAAAUCCAGCCUUUUAGAACUUUUUUUUGCGGUUAAACAGAAAUAAUCACGUACUGGAAAUUUAUUGUACAAUCGUUUACCAGUAUUAACAGAGUUUCCACCGAUUGACCUUUAGAUACAUACAAUAGUCUGAUUAACUAUAACGAGUGUAAAUGUAAUGCAUGGAAACAUUGUCUUUAAAAGGGUGCCUAAUGAGAUUGAGGUUGCUCAGUUGACUAUACAUUCAGUUUUCUCAUCUGGUCUAGACUUGGUACAGUAUGAUUUGGUUAUUCUGACUGAAGGAAGCCGAAAAUAUUUCUGAGGCAACACAGAGCUGCCUUUUUUCUCUCUUACGGAGAGGGAACUGUUGCAAGGGGUGCUGCAUGUUUCAGAAAAUCCUGGGUGCCCCACAGUGAUGGUGCAGGUCUGAAUUUCUCCCGCACGCUCUUCCUGUGAAAAUCUUCUCGUCGCCAUUUGUGUACAUUUCUUUGCAUGCUGCUAAUCGCACGCGUCGCUGUUGUGUACGUUCGCUUCACAGUGAAACUUCUUGUUCCUGUGAAAACUGAUGUGUCAGUUGAGGCUGUGACUGUGUGAAUGUGGAGUGGAGGGAAUGGAGGCUACCGUCCAGGGACCUAGUCUGCUGUUGGUUAUGACGCAGCAGCAUCAUCCGAUCUCACUGUCCUGAACGAAGACUGCACAAAUGCACGGAGCUGCCGCAGUUCGCCAUUUUCAUGCACCGCUUAAAGCUUCAUUUCGCAUAAAUGUUGGUCAUAAUCCAUGUCCAGGGCAUGUGGGAGCUUGAGAAAACCGGAGAGGAUUAAAGACCUUCCCACUUCAUCCUCCAAUCGGACCACUUCGUUUGACCAUCGAGAGCCGAUACACCAGGGCCCUCGACUGUCAACGUCCUUCACACUGCUGCACCAACAGCAUCUAGCCAGCAGGUUUUCCCCGUGAAGGAGUAUGUUGCCAAUGCUGUCCCUUUGCUCCAUCAUCUGGCUCAACCGGGGAAUCAAGCUAAGGAAAGUGCACUGGUCCACCAACACCGGUCAGGCCUGAAACUGCUGCAUUCGCAUACGUAAGAGCAGCAGAACACUUUCUUAUCAACUUUUAAAAAUGCUUCUAAAUUACGGGUGACUUCCUAUUUUCCCUUUCCCCCCGACCCCUCUACAAGCCACCGAACUAACACUGUCACCACAAUUUAGUGACUGAACAGCCUUUUUCUUUUCUUUGGAAGAUAUCUUCGAAGCUGAACGCUGUUGCAGUAGCUCUUUGGCUGCACCAUCCAAUUUUCAGUUUGGUGGCCAUUUUGAUUUUUUCUCCCAAACAAAAUGGCAGCGGAAGGUUUUCAGUACCGUGCCCUCUAUGCCUUUACCAAGGACCAGGAAGAGGAUCUGGACCUACAGCCUGGAGACUUGUUGACAGUCAGCAAGGCCUCCCUGCUGUCUAUGGAGAACUAUCAGGAGGGCUGUGUGGAGCAUCCUGAGCACCUCGGCUGGCUCCUCGGCUACAACGAGCGUACUAAACAGAGAGGUGACUUCCCAGGGACCUAUGUAGAGUAUGUGGGCCCUGUCAAGAUGGCACUUCCAUCAAGUCAACCCCGGUCCCACCGACCCCUCCCUGUCGCUCCCAGGCCUGACUCAUCUCAAGCUGUUCCCAUGCCGGAGCUGAGCGAGCAGUUCACGCCACCAGAGACGGCUCCCCCCGUCCUCGUCAGCCUGAUCCAAGCCAUAGAGACGAGAGGUUUGGACUUGAAGACAUUGUACAGGAUAACUAGCUCCUCUGGUUCAGACAGCCCAGUGUAUAGCCUGAGCUCUGAGAGUGACAUGUAUCAGAAAGAUGUGGGUUAUCUGUCUGAGUGCGUCCUGCAUUACUUGAGAGACCUCCCAUCACCCCUCAUUCCUGCCUGUAUCUACCCUCACCUUCAAACUGCAGUCACAAUGCAGCAGCAGAUCCUUCAGCAGGCAGCAGACGGUGCUGCUGGUGGUAGCCAUGGCAGAGAGGUUAGCCUAGUCCUUGAGAGCUCCACCACCAUCCCACUUCACCACCGCCUCACCCUGCAGUACCUCCUCACACAUCUGGCCAAGGUCACCCAGGCACAGGCCACCAAUGGCCUGGACACACACACACUGGGAAAGAUCUUUGGACCUCUGCUCAUACGGACUCGCUCUUUUACCAAUUGGUUGUCAUUGGAUGAUGAGUUCCCUGCGCUUGUUGUGGAGAAACUGUUGAGAGAAAGGACUACAGAGCAAGAUCUCACUCCUCCAGUUCUUCCAGCAAAGCCAGUCAAGUCAAAAAUGCCACCACCAGUCAUGACUGAUGCAAGCAGCCUGUUGAAUGAUGCUGAAUGGUACUGGGGCGAAAUUUCUAGAGAGGAGGUGAACGAGAAGCUGCGAGACACUCCAGACGGCACCUUUCUUGUGCGAGACGCAUCAAGUAAACUGGAGGGCGAGUACACUCUCACACUCAGGAAAGGGGGAAACAACAAGCUCAUAAAAAUUUACCACAGAGACGGGAGGUACGGCUUCUCGGAGCCCCUUACCUUCCUGUCUGUAGUGGAGCUCAUCAAUCACUACCGCCACGAGUCUCUGGCUCAGUACAAUGCCAAGCUUGACACCAAGCUUCUGUACCCGGUGUCCAAAUACCAGCAGCUGGUAAAGGAGAACAGCAUAGAAGAGGUUGGCGAACAGCUGCAGGUCUAUCAUGAGCAGUACCAGGAGAAGAGCCGCGAGUACGACUCCCUGUACGAGGAAUACACACGCACCUCACAGGAGCUGCAGAUGAAGCGCACAGCUAUUGAAGCUUUUAAUGAGACGAUCAAGAUCUUUGAGGAGCAGUGUGAGACCCAGGAACGCUACAGCAGAGAGUCUUUGGAGAGAUUCCAGCGUGAAGGCAACGAAAAGGAGAUUCAAAAGAUCCAGAGCAAUUCUGAGCGUUUGAAGUCUCGUGUGAAGGAGAUUCAUGACAGCAAAUGUAAGCUGGAGCAGGACCUGAGACAUCAGGUCUCUGACAACAGGGAGAUCGACAAAAAGAUGAACAGCCUCAAGCCAGAUCUUAUACAGCUUCGCAAGAUCAGAGACCAGUAUUUGAUAUGGUUGACACAGAAGGGCACGAGGCAGAAGAGGAUUAAUGAAUGGCUUGGAAUAAAGAACGACGCUGAUGACUCCUACUCACUGGAGGAGGAUGAGGGCUCUCCCCAUCACGACGAGUGUACCUGGUAUGUGGGUGAUAUCAAACGCACCCAUGCUGAGGAAAUGCUGCGGGGCAAAUGCGAUGGAACCUUCCUCAUCCGUGAAAGCCAAACACAGAAGGGUUCCUACGCCUGUUCUGUAGUUGUUGAGGGUGAUACCAAGCACUGCGUCAUCUUCAAGACGGUCACAGGCUAUGGAUUCGCCGAGCCCUACAACCUGUAUUCAUCCCUCAAAGACCUGGUUCUCCACUACAAGAACGUCUCCUUGGUCCAACACAAUGACCAGCUGAAUGUAAAUCUAGCCUACCCGGUACUUGCCCGUUCUCAGAACCAGAACCAGCACCCUAGAUGAAUUAUCCACCAGCAGUGUGGGAUCCCAACAAGGUGGGGGGCAGGUACAAAUGGCACUAUUAUAAAAAAUAGAUCUCACACUUUUAGCUGGAGUCUGGUGCUAAUUUCCAUUCUGGCCCAGCCCAGUAAAGAGCACUCCUUGGUAAUAGCACGUCUUCAAAAAAGGCACACUGGUAGUGUUAACCAUACUCAGUACAGUUAUCCUGGCUGAUGCACUGAGGUUUAACUUUAGAAGCGUGAUGCAUUAGCCAGUACCGACUGUACAGUGUCAGUUAUGAAAAAAUGUGUGAGAAAUUUACAAGAAAAAAAUUCUCUUGACACAGACAAAAAAGAUUCACUGUGUUAAUGGAAGAGAAAAAAAGCACACAUAUAUUUUUCACAAUCACGGAGCAAAAGAGAGAACAGAUGGUGGGAUGAUGGCAAAAUAUACAGGAGGUACUUGUUUUGCCUUUAACACGUGAUGACUGUCCUUAGACAAAGGCCCGAUCUGUCAUCCCCAGACUGCCUGCAAACUGUCCGUAGACAAAAGCCUGUGCUGUCAUCUGCUGAAAGGACUGGCUUGGUUGAACCAGGCUGCUCACUUCACACCUAAAAGGAGGCUGAGAAACUGUGCACCGUGGGAGGGGGGGGGGGGGUGUAGUCACUGGAGCCCCAGGGAGGAGGGGUGCACUUGGGAGGGGAGGGGAGGGGAGUUGCUUGAUGGUUUUAAAAAGAUGGGUUGAAUUUAAAGCUUGCUCAAGUGCCAUAGUAAUAACUUUGAAUGACCACAAGCCUGUGUUUCUAGAAGAAGGGGAGAGUGAACAGCUGUCUACACAGACAAAGCUACAGCUUUAAACACACACACAUAGGUAUAUUUUUAUGAAGCUAUGUCUAUUUCCAACUGCUUCUGUUAGUUGCUCUCUCGAGGAGCCUCCUGUUAAAUUGACGAGGUACAACAUACACUAAAUACUAUUUUUCAGGAUUGAAAUGCAUAGUACAUUGUUGAUGGAGAGGUACAUUGAUAAAUGCAGUUUAACACGAUUCAGGAUUCAUUCUGAAUGGAAACUCUGGAAAGGUUCCUGCGUCACGUCUUUGUUUCGAACUUCUUCCUUGCUUUUCUUCCUUUUAAAUACUGUAGCACCUGUAGCCACUGACUUAAGGCAUAGCUGUUAGGGCUCCUCCUAUGUGUCUCGUCUCAGUACGUUAAGGACACUUCACAUAGAGCACCAGUCUAUGUGAUUAUUGUAUCAGUACUGUAUUUACUUUGUCUCUACUUAGACUGUUUUAGCCGAACCGUCUCCUCGCAGGUGUUUGUUGUUCUUUCGAUGCAGAUUCACUCACGGUACGUCCUCGCCACUUGAGCUUGACUGUUCAUUUCAGCAGAGGUUCGAGUCACAGAGCUGUAGAACAUUAAUGUACAGAAAAAGAAAGCAGUAAUAUAACUCAUGUACAGUAUAUUUCCGACACACAUGCAGUCAGUGUAUGUGACCUUAUAAAGUUUAAAGGCUGUAUUAUUUCCAUGCUUGUAGAUUCUGUUUAGGGAUGCAAGUAUCCAGCUAAUGUGAGCCAAAUGAAGGAUGUUUUAUCAUGUAGCAAGGGAAAAAAAGAACACGUUCUUUUGCCAUUUAGCGUGGCCUCUGUGGUCUGAGAGAUUACCUAGCCCAGUAUGCAUGGAGUCCUUCCUUUGGGUUGUGUGUGGAGUUUGUCGUUUGUGUUGUUGUUGUUUUUAUCUUUUACACGGCACCCGUGGUUGAUAAUUGUGUUUUUUGUAGUGCAUAUACAAUAUGAUGUAUGGUAGUACUAUACACAGUUCAAUUGUGUAUAAUAAGUUUUAGUUCUCAAAUCAAACUCCUGUAGUUCUGUACAGUGGCAGUGAUUUUUUUCCUGUUUCGCUUGAGGUGAACAGUCCAUCUCUGCCCUGUCGCUUUAAAAGCACAGUUGUGUGGAGGUAACACUAGUCGGUUGCAGUUGUUCUUAAUGGAUGCGUUGAGAAGAGGCAUUGUGUGAUGUCACUUAAACAGUUAUUUACACUUCUCCUGAUAAAUGCACAAGAAUAAUCUAAACGGAAUUCUGCAGCAGUAGUUGACACAAAGAGAAGUAGUGGUGUAGAAAGGUACAGAUCAGUUAGGUCACUGGAAAUAAACAGUUUAAAAACAUGCAGUGCUUUUAAAGAUUCGAUCUUUCUUCUGAUCAAACCUACAUUUAAUCAUCAGCUCUGCUAUAUCAAUAAAUGAAACUUUCAUAACGUUCAUAUAUGUAGAUUAUGUUACUUGGCUAAAUCGAAGUAGCAUCUUCUUCAACAGACUGAUCAGAAUUUCAAAUGGACCCAUGCUCAACCUCAAGGGUUUGAGUAAAGGGCACGACAUUGACUUUAGUCAGGACAAAUCAGUUGUACUGUACCGUCCACAGUUCUUGGUAUGUAGAAAAUCCCAAGAUCCAAACUCGACGUGACAGCAGUGCUUCUGACCUCGAGGGCUAUAAAAACGUGAGUGAGAAAGAUGAGAAGUGCCUUCAGCCAUAGUGACGGGCUCAUCCUCUCAUUGUCAUUGGAGCGUUGCUCCACAAGAUGGUGCCACAACCACAUGCUGUGCCCCAUUGUUCACGCAUUUGCCAUUUUGUGCGUGCGUGCGUGCGUGCGUGCGUGCAUGUGUGUUUUAGGGCAAAGUUUUGUUGUGCCUGUAGCUGUUACAUAUUAUUCUCUCAUGGUUGGGGCUGUACAGUAGUUUGGUGCGUUCUCUGUGCACCAAAGUUAACUUUCGUUAAUUGUUGUAUUUGUCUGGUGUAUUUUAGAAUAAAACUGAGACAUGAUGGAAAUGUGAAUCGUACACACAUGGCCCAACCCAGUAGUCUGAAGCUCAUUGGAUAAGCUCUCAAGUUAAAGAAUGCUACUUUUCUCAGUGUUUUGUAUUAGAGUCAGUGGCUGUGUGAAUGGGCCUGCUUGAGUCAUCCGCCACUGCUGACACAUCCAUUAUCCAAUUUGUUUGGACCAACACUUUUGUUAAUGCACUUUUUUCCUGUUCCACACACUCAAAUCUGCGUGUCUAAUGCCCAACAACCAUAAACUCCCAGACAGUGGUGAAGCUCGGACGUUAAUAGUGUUUUUAGGUGAGGGUCUUAAGGUGUUUCCAUACAGUGUAUCAGGAGUGACUGGCAUUUUCCUUUCUAAUAGUGGAGUAUAGAGUGUACAGUAAAUGCUUUAGUUGUUUUUGCAGUCACCAGUUGUUAUGUGAUUUUGAUGCUUUAGACUGUUUGCAGCGUGUUUGUCAUAGAGCUAGUUUUACUUCAUAGGCCGUAUAAGGUCUUUACAAACUAACUUUAAGGAGAGCUGCUGGCUCAUUAUGCAAUUCGUGUCAACACAGCAAAAUUGUGCAACUUAACAAGACAACAACAGUUAAGUAUUUUCCUUCAGGUGACCCAGUUUAAAAUAUUUAGGGUUCCUCCUAGUAGUACCAGGUCCCAUUGCUUUUGAGAUUUGAAUUAUUCAGUGUUUCUCUGUAAAUAGGUUUUGCAGAAGAAAUUGUGCAUCGGAUGUUUACAGAUGCCGUCAGGAUGAGUAAGUUGUUGCCAGGUGGUUUUGCUUUCUUUGAAACAGUUGGCCCAGUGCUUUAGUGCCACAAAGACAAACUGAAAGCUAGAACUGAACCGGCACCUUGUUAAGAUGAACAGUUUUGCAGUUGAACUUUUUUCAUUUGCCAUAUACGCCAUGUUAAUCACAGAUGUUUAAUAGCUAGAAGCAAUGCAACUUCAGUAGCAAUGAAACCUGGCCAAGCAAUGAGGCGGACAUGAGGCGGGCAGAGGACUUGGUUGUGCGCUGACUCAGAGUCGGGGGCUUAGUCCUGCUUUUUGUAGACGCGUCUCUGACACUCUAAGCUUUCAUCCUGCUCGUGUAGUAGAUAUGCAUUUGUGUCAGAGCUUGUUGAGAAACACUUUUCUAUAUAACAAAUGAUCAUUCGAGAAAUGAAAUAUUUUUUCAUCGGCUUUGGUACACUGUAAAUGAUAUUUCUUGAAAUGAGGCCUCACACACAAAGCACAUCUUUCACUGACUAUAAAGAAAACAUAUAUUUGGUGUCUAUUAAGGUUUGAAGAGCAAGUGGCAUACUAGAGAAUAAAUAUUUUGAAAUAUAUACUUAGAUAUCUAUAUUUUUGGAUGAUAACUCUGAUUUGGAUUGUGCUUGAAACAAAUCAGGACGAGGCUUUGAUGUGAACAUGAUCUUUAGACUUGCUCCAGAGCUGCGUUGUAUUUGAGCAGUUAUCAGAAGUGCAAGCAUUUGUACUAAUCGGCUGCGGCGAGCUUCAUCAUGAUCAGCAACACACUUUGUGGUUACAGUUGAUAAACAUGUAUGUAGUCUGUUAAGCAUGAUUUAUCAGGUGCGUUCAGAAGACGAAGCGUGCUCUUGUACAUGUGUUAAUAUUUACAGAGCUAUAUGUUAAAUGCAGUCCUGGCUGCUUUGCAUUUAAUAACUAUUAGAGAGAAAUGGUUUUGUUGUUUGUUUGUUUGUUUUUUUGGAACAUGAGAAUCUGAUUUGUUGUUUGGAAGAUUCUAUUUUUUUUUUUUUUUUGAGUAGAGGCAGUGUUAAAAGUUGCACCACAAAAGACACACUUAACAUGCUACCGCAGAGAUGAGCCACAGAUUAGACGCCGGUGCUGAAUCUGACAUCCCACCACUUUAUCUCCCUCUGGUUGAUCUCUGCGGUCGCUGAGGACGUGUGUUAACCAGAGAGAAGGUACGAUGGAACGGUUCAUGAUCACUCCUUGACGCAGGUUUUUGUACAGUAAAGGUGGCAUUAGAAAGUGUUCUUUUAUGGUGCCUCAGUAUUUUUUUUUUUGGCUUUUUAAAAAAGCUGAUAGUUUGUUUGUCCAAGUAUUGGUUGUUUUUUGUUCAUAUCUGUUAAUUAUAACCUUUCAGAGCCUAUAAAGAAAAAAAAAUAAGCUAGCUUGAAUUUUUUUUCCUCCAUACAAAAAUACAAAUGUUUACAGUAUGUAAUUAACCAAAUAGUAAAUAUGCGUUUGAAGAGUCAACCUGUCUGGCCCUCAAAGUGGCUGCGGUGGGUUGAUCUAUAUUUCUUUAUUUCCUCUGUCAUUUUAAACUUGAAAAUGUAAUGACUGCUUGUUCUGUUUUUGUUUGUUUUCUUGUUUCAGUUUUUUCUUCUGUGUUUUCAUUUUGUACGUGAGAACAGUGCUCCCUCAGUUUCAAAACAACAACAACAACAACAACUUACCAAAAUGAUUCAACAGGAUUCAUUUGUCAAUAAUACACUUGUCGUUCUUCUUACCUGCUGACUACUUCAUCUUACACUGAGCCUGUGCAGGACUAAAUCCUAGCUUGAGAUACCGUUGAAUCUGUUGCUGGUUAUAUUAUGUACAGUAUGGUAGAUUUGACAUGAAUUGUUUAGUACGAUUUGUGUCUCUCUGGCCAGGACUCAGUUCAAAUUAUUUAUAGGGGUCAUACCCAUGUGUUGUGAAUAACAGUAAAAACAUGCCACUUGAUGAACAUGUUUGUGUAGAGUUUUAGUACAUAAUCGCAUCUUGAAAUUCAGGAAUAAGUCAAUAUCAAGACGCAUCCUAUUUGUAAUUUUUGCACUACACAGCAAUUGAUACUCAAAUUUAAAGGCAAAGCACUUGCUCUGCUGGUUGGGUAACAAGACUUUUAAGACCAAAACAUAACCCUCAUUGUCUCAGCUUAACUGUAAUUUCCAUUGAAAAUAUCAUGACAUCAACAACUGCACUUUCAUUUCCCCUUUUUUCUGCCUGUAUCCAUUUUCUCACCAUAGUUUCUUUCUAUGGGCUUUGGCCUUAAACUUCAACCAAUUGUUUGAUGUGAAUAUUGUAGUGUUUCCACUGGUGUACAGUAGUUCAUGUUCAAAGUACAGCAAGUUGGAGAUAAGACAGGCAGUGAUCCAUUCUGCAGCCACUUAGUCAACAACAUUAUUUACACCUUAAAUUACACUCACUUCCAUCUUGCACAGCAGGUUGUGUGAUGUAUCACUGCCUCAGCAGCAGCACAAGUAAUGCAUAACUAAUAACGAUGUGGUCUUCUCUUCCGGUUAAAAUCAGCAAUGGAAAUGAGUGGGGAAGUCAAAUGAAGCUACUCUACACCAAAGUGCAAUUGAACUCGGAGGGAGCACUGUUGUUCCAGCCAGUAGAGGCCUAUUGGUUGUGGUGUGCCCAACCCCUAUGCACGAGAAGAUGCUUAUUCUUCUUUUCUCCUGUGUUAUCUUCCCUCUGUUGGUCGGUCUUAGUGCAGAUCUGACCUUUCUUUCUCUCUUUUGUGUACACUUUGCUUAAGACAUGUGUUUAUCCUCAGACAGGUACUCUUUCAUCUAUAUGGUUCUUUCUUUAGGCUGAUGCAAUCAUUUUAAAAACAAUAAAUAAACGAAUAAAAUACA